Molecule: messenger RNA, 2322 nt
Organism: Daphnia magna
Lineage: Eukaryota; Metazoa; Arthropoda; Branchiopoda; Diplostraca; Daphniidae
Product: transmembrane protein 62
Exons: 10
Coding region: 92-2068 (658 amino acids)
Molecular function (GO): hydrolase activity
Source: RefSeq, a predicted model, not a curated record
AUUCAAUUGAGACAUGUAAGGGCAUUGGUUAGAGAUGGUGCUGUGCAGUUUACCAAAUAAAAAAACCGCCUAAGGAAAUUAGCUAUUCAAAAUGAGUAUUGUUCGGAGCGUUUUUUUUUUAGCGCUUGGCGUUCUAGCUAUCUCGUCAAUGUGUAUUAUGAUCCAAAAUCACUUGACGGUUGAAUCAGUAAACGACAAAGAGAACCUUCAGCCUUCCCGCCACCACGUUUUGUCACUAGGCCAGGAAGAUGAUGAUGUUCUCGUUUUUGUUCACAUAUCUGAUCUCCAUAUAAGUGCAUUUACGGCAAAAGAUAGAUAUGAGCAACUCAAUGAGUUCUGCAACAUCAACUUGAAGGCAAUCAAUCCAGGCUUAGUUAUCGCAAGUGGUGAUUUGACUGAUUCUGUAACACCUGAUAAUCUUGUGGUUGACCAGUUUAUUGAGGAAUGGGCAAUGUACAAAGCAUUGUACACCAUUUGUCAAAAUGUCUCUAGUGUGCCUCACUGGUUGGAUUUAAGGGGGAACCAUGAUAACUUUAACAUCAAUGGAUACAACAGUCCAAAUAACUACUACCCUAAGUUUGGGUCACAAAGACUCCAUCCUUCAGGGUCAUAUAUGACAACAAUUGAGACAAACAAUAAAACAAAAUAUGCAUUUAUUGCAGUGGAUGCUACCCUAGACAUAGGCUCGAAACGCUUAUUAAACUUUGUCGGCCAAUUAGAUGAUACCCGCCUGCUAAAAUUGCAAGAACUUGACCAGGCUGCGUCCAAACUAAAUGUCAACGCAACCAUUUGGUUUGGUCACUAUCCGUCAUCAAUUAUCUUGACGUAUGGAAUUCUUCCUGGUCUUCGGCAUGUAGCUGCUAAAGGAAUCGCCUAUUUGUGCGGACAUCUCCAUACUUUCAGUGGAUUGAUUCCCCACAUGUAUUCCAAUCACCAUUCUGGAAUGCUGGAAUUGGAAUUAGCUGAUUGGAAACAUAAUCGAAUGUAUCGGGUUGCAGUGAUAGACCAAGGAUUAUUUUCAUUUGCCGAUAUUCAACAUAAAACUUGGCCUGUUAUAGUUGUAACUAACCCUAAACCGCUGUUAACGGUACAACCUUCUAAAGAGCCCGUUGAAUUGAUGGCCACUUCCACUCAUAUCCGAAUUUUCAUAUUUGCCCCAUUACCCAUAAAUAGUUGUGAGGUAAAAUUGGAUGAAGGUUCUUGGCAACCGUGUAAGCGAAGCGGCCAAAAACAUCCGUUGUAUACGGCGCCUUGGCAGCCUGAACUCUACUCGAAAGGCCUGCACGUGUUGCAAGUCCGCGCCAGGGAUUCUUCCGGAUCGGAAAUGUUAUCAAAAAUAGAAUUUGCUUUGGACGAUACCAAACCACGCUUUCCGUUAUCGGCACGUAUAACGCUAAUGUUGGAUUUUACCGCUAUGAGCAAAGUCCUUUUCGCAGUUUCAAUCAUCUUGUGCACCUUGCCAUUCUGCAUCAUUCGCCGUCUGCAGCUUCGAAUCAUUCGUAAGAAGCGAAAAAUGACAGUUUUGCGUAUUCGGACGAGUUGUAUUAGACUGUGGGUCAGAAAAUUCUGGGUCUUUGCCAGCAUCAAUAGAUUGUUGUUCCCGUUCUUGGCCUACACCGUAUAUCUUACGUUUGGACCUUGGUUUAUUGCCCACUUUGUCGAAGAUCGCGUUGGUGUACUUUUCGUUUGGGGGACUUUGUUCGAUGAUGGAUUGUAUCUUCCUGGAACCACCACUUAUUUUUAUUGCGCCAUUCACGUCAUUUUCUUCAACAUGCUACUCGUUAUUAUUCUUGCUCACACAGCAGAUGUCAGAUACCAAGAGAAGAUUCUUAAGAAGGGAACCGACAGCCGUACGAUGUGCCGAAAAAUUACAUCAUGUUUUCCUAUUUCCAUCUUCCUUAUCUUUCACGGGAUUACUUGCCUCAUCUUUUGGCAAUCCUAUGGCUACCUGUCCAUGUUGGUCAAUCCUGCACGAUCCUGGAGUCUAAUCCUUGCUUUUUACCUUUGGCUCACAGCUAAACGAUUGGAUACACCUCAGCUUACGCUUGCCGUGAAAACUUGGAACUAAACAAUCUUCAUCGUACACGUUUCCUUUCUUAGCUGAGCUUCGCUGCCACAAGCUUUUGCUAGAAAAGGCUCACCAAUUCUCUGUUAUGUAAGAUAUGUCAACAUCAAUAGGGAAAUGUGGGCUGUUUAUCCUGCUCUUGCCAACCAACCAUGAUGGAUUGGUGCUCUAUCGUGCAUGGCGUAAAUAAUCAAAUGGAAAUCGUUGAUUCAAGCUUGUUUCUUGUUAUUUAAUAUGACAACAACAGUGGGACAGUU